UGUAUAGAGAAACAAAUGCUUUGACUUCCUGGCAUCAUUCGCCUCGACGACUCUCUGUCCUCUUGUAAUCCGUUACACAGGCUGACGAGAAAUAACGGGCUCCUCCGUGACUUCGUCCAAUACCCGGAGUUUGCCAACAGGGAAGUGGAGAUGUCACGCCCCCAGGUUUCAAUCUAGGUCUGCCACCUGGUUGCUGGGUCCUACUCAGGACAGAGAGCACAUCCACAGUGAACCCUUGUGAGCAGGUCGGGUGUAGCUGCACGACGAUUUUGUCUGGACCACAGAAGGUCGCAAGUAGCUUGGAAGAUCCAGUUGUCGGACGGCUGAGGGUUUCCCUUUUUAAAUUCACGUGUCAGACUUGACCCUGCUGAAGGAUAGGCGUGAAAAUGACUUGCGGAAAAUCUUUCUUCGCCGUGACUCACUGCAUUUCAAAUGCGUUUGGUCGCUACGGACACCUGGUGGGCCGCUACCCUGUGUGGUUCAUCGUGGUGCCAGUCGUGGUGUGCGUGGGGCUGGGUGUGGGCUUUCUCUUCAGGAGCAAUGAACAAGACAUUGAGCUUCUCUACACGCCCAUCAACAGCCGGUCACGGUCAGACCGAGAGAAGGUCAAGGCGCUUUUUCCGGACAGAACCCACGACUACUACAACCCCAUGAGCCUCAACGACCACGCGCUAGGGGGAGUCGUCUUGUUUCGUCCCAAGAACGAUUCCAAUAUUCUCACAAGGGAGUCACUGCAAGAGAUCAAAGACUUUGUAACCAAAGUGAAGGAAAUCACCUUCAACAACUCGGAAGGCGAUGUCGUCACCUACGACGAGGUUUGCGGUCGUCUGGAUGGAAAGUGUGAGGUCUGGGGCCGCCUGAUCCUCACUGAUGACUUCUGGGAUGCAUUCGAAAAGGGCACGCUGAUUUUCCCCUUCUGGGACUCCCCCUGGGGCACGGUGGACCUCUCCGUCUGGCUAGGAAAUGUGAACAAGACACAACAAGAGCGCGUGCAAGGGGCUGGGGCGGUCAAAGUUACCUUUACCUUGCGUCAGGACAGCGAUGCCAUGAAAAAACUUUCUCUGGAAUGGGAACGGGCCUUCAUCGACUACAUGACAAAACUGCGCAACGAUAACUUCAGCACUCUGACCUUCGCCUUCUCUUCCUCACACUCGAUGGGAGACGAGCUUGAUCGAGGCACGAAAGGUGACAUCAAGUAUUUUUCUCUCACCUUCACCAUCAUGAUCACCUACGCCAGCAUCGUCUGUUCAGGAGGAGACUGUGUAUCCACGAGAGCGCUGCUGGCCAACGCCGGCGUGGUCGCAGCCACCAUGGGCAUCUUGGCCAGCUUUGGUCUCUUCUCUUUUAUCGGCGUCCAGUUUGUCAACAUCGUCGGCGUGGUCCCAUUUCUUAUCCUAGGAAUUGGCGUGGACGACAUGUUUCUGCUCAUGUCCUGCUGGAGCAGCACGCUGGGAACACGUGACCUCUCCGUCCCACAACGCAUCAGGGAGACGUUCCGCGCGGCGGGCAUCGGCAUCACCAUCACAUCCCUGACGGACUCGCUAGCCUUCGCCAUCGGAGCCUCCUCCGUCUUCAUCAGCGUCCGAAACUUCUGCCUCUACUCAGGUGUUGCUGUGCUGUUUUGCUACAUCUGUAACGCCACCUUCUUCGGCGGCUGCCUCGCGCUGCACGGGCGGAGAGUCUAUUCCGCGCGCCACACUCUCACGUGCCAGAAGGUCCGUCCCCGCAAGGACAUGAGCGAGGAAGGGAAGAGCUGCUGCCUCAUCUGCAUGUGCGGCGGGGCCGCGCCCGACAAAGAGUUCGCCGACGAAAGCGUCUUCGAAAAGGUCCGAGGGUCUUCCUGCCCAAAGUUGUUUUGUGGCCACCGGUCAAAGUCAUCAUCAUCCUGCUGUUUGCUGCAUACCUGGGCGUCUCCAUCUGGGGGAUCAUGUACAAGCUAGAACAGGGGCUGCGCCUGAAGGACCUGGUGCUGGACACCUCCUACUUUCACAGGUUCAACACCUGGGAUGAGGACGACUUCGGGGUGGCACUUCCGGUAGCCUUCGUGAUCACGGAACCGAUCGAUUACACAGACACGGACACUAUGCUUGCGGAUGAUAGACUUGAUGAAAAAAGCACGAAGCGAUUCGGACGUUUCCCCUCUCGGAACAUACUGCUGGUUUACCGACUACAUCUUCAGCGAGCAUUUCAACGUGUCCAGCCAAACGGCCUUCGCCACAUCCCUGUCGCAGGACUUCCUGCCAAAUAACCUCCGCUACAUUGGUGACGUGGUCUUUGAUGCGCUAAACGAGACGGUGGUGGCGUCCCGCUGCCACGUGAUGUCCGAGAACCUGCGAGAGUCCACACAGCAGGCGGAUCUGAUGUUGCGCAUGCGCGACCUCGCCGACAAUGCCCCUUUGCCCACCUUUGCUUACCAUCCGGCCUUUGUGUUCUUUGAACAGUACGUUAUGAUCAUGAGCUCCACCCUGCAGACGGUCGGCAUCACCCUCGCUGUCAUGUUCGUCGCCACCUUCGUCUUCCUCGUCCACCCUACCAUCGUCCUCCUUGUCUUCAUCAACAUCCUCAUGAUCAUCGUGGGCAUCUUCGGCUUCAUGGGAAUCUGGGGCCUGACUCUGAGCUCGGUCACCAUGAUCCACCUUAUCAUGAGCGUCGGCUUCUCCGUCGACUUCUCGGCGCACGUCUGUUCGGCCUUCAUGCUAGCUCAUGGUGGGUCGCGUCAGGAGCGUGCGCAGUACGCCCUCGUCCACGCCUCCGGUCCCGUCUUCAACAGCGGUUUCUCCUCCUUGAUCGGCAUCGUCGUCCUCGUCUUCUCCGACUCGUACAUCUUCCAAUCCUUCUUCAAGAUUAUGUUGCUCGUCAUCUCCUUCGGGAUCAUCCACGCCGUCUUUCUGAUUCCCGUGCUGCUGUCGUGGAUCGGGCCCAUGAUAGCCGAGGACUCCAUGUUCCAGACAAACGCCAACGGUUCCUGCCAGGAAACAGAUGUCUCCGCCGUCGCCUACAAGAAGCAGAACAUCAGCUCAUCAGGAAACGGUGUUUUGAGCGAGAAACUCAACAGCGACCUGUUUGCUGGCAAUGGCACCAUCAAAAGCCCUCUUUAUGAAACACUAGGUUAUGUUGUGGAAUAUGACAAUCAAGCUUACACGCACUUGUAAAAAAAGCACUAAAAGGCUUUUCGCCAAUAAAGGCUAUCUUUCUAUUUAUCAUAUCGCUCAAAAUCACAUAGAAGCAUUGCUGACCUACUGUUGUUGGUUAUUGUAAAAGUUAACCAGUAAUCUGCAAAGAAGGGAACAUUAACUGUCACUUUAUUCUUUUGUAAUACCGUUAAAUUUUGCCAUGCAAACUGUCGUUUCUUCUGUAUUGUAAAUCUUAUUGCGUAUAUUUUCCCCCCAGAAUCUUAUUGUUUCAGUUUAACAAAAUAAAUGUGUUGAGAAAUACCGUUGACAAAA
Molecule: messenger RNA, 3446 nt
Organism: Pomacea canaliculata
Lineage: Eukaryota; Metazoa; Mollusca; Gastropoda; Architaenioglossa; Ampullariidae
Product: patched domain-containing protein 3-like
Exons: 8
Coding region: 387-1940 (517 amino acids)
Cellular component (GO): membrane
Source: RefSeq, a predicted model, not a curated record